Molecule: messenger RNA, 1235 nt
Organism: Rhodotorula graminis WP1
Lineage: Eukaryota; Fungi; Basidiomycota; Microbotryomycetes; Sporidiobolales; Sporidiobolaceae
Exons: 6
Coding region: 8-976 (322 amino acids)
Biological process (GO): protein folding
Cellular component (GO): endoplasmic reticulum membrane
Source: RefSeq, a predicted model, not a curated record
CUCCGCCAUGGCGUCCAACUCGAGCCUCGCGUUCGGCAAGUACGAGUGGAUCUGCUCUCGCGGCGCCCUCAUCGUCUGCCCGCUCCUCGGCGAGACCGACUACGGCAUCGAGCCCGUGUGCUACUCGCGCAAUGUCGAGUUUGGCCGCACCCUCGUCUUCCAGCCCGCGACGUCGUUCCUCCAUAUCUGCGCCCUCCUCAUGGUCGUCAUCAUGAUCCUCCACAUCCGGAGCAAGUACACGGCCGUCGGGCGCAAGGAGAUCUUGUGCUUCUUCUACAUGUACUUCCUCGAGGAGCUCCUCGCCAUCUUCCUCGACUCGGCCAUCAUUCCCCCCAGCUCGGACGUCUACGCCUGGUUCGCCGCCAUCCACACCGGCUUGGUGUGCGCAACAUUCUGGUGCCUGCUCGUCAACGGCUUUGUCGGGUUCCAGGUCGUCGAGGACGGCACGCCGACCUCUCUCUGGAUCCUGCAAGGCUCUUCGGCUGUCGUCGGCAUCGUCGUCGGCCUCAUCGCAAUCGGCACGUUCAAGGACGCGGCCGGCCUCUCGUCGGCGACCCCGACCGGCCUCUGGGUCCUCCAGUUCAUCUUCAACCUCGCGUGUGUCGUCAUCUACAUCGUCGCCCAGCUUCUCCUCGUGUGGCGCACGCUCGACGACCGGUGGCCGAUCGGCGACAUCUUGUUCGGCACGGGCUUCUGGAUCAUCGGCCAGGUUCUCCUCUACGGCUUCAGCAACCAGAUCUGCGACGCCGUGUCGCACUACCUCGACGGCACCUUCUUCCAUGCCCUGUGCACCCUGUUUGCCGUCAUGAUGGUCUACAAGUACUGGGACAGCAUCACCAAGGAGGACCUCGAGUUCUCGGUCGGGUCCAAGACGGCCGCAUGGGACAUCAAGGAGAGCCUCCUCGACGAGGACGACCGCUCGUACGGCCAGGGGGCCUACCCGCCGCAGAAGACCUACUCGUCGUACGGCUACUGAGCGGGCUCGUGCGCGUCGGUGCGAGGGGAAGGAGGGCGCGACGGCCUCACUCGAGCCGCCUAGAGGAUCGAGGCGAGGUGGCCCUGUGUAUACCCCUCCCCUACGGCGACUCGACGUUCUCCCGCCCUCGGUCUCCCUCCUCGACGACGUUUCCCCUCCCCUCUCACAGACACUCCCGCUCGUCGCCGACCUUGCCCUCUCUCGCUUCUCGGCCCCCUGGGCGCCGUGUAUGUAACGCUGCCGCACGACUCCUCGCGUC